Molecule: messenger RNA, 1038 nt
Organism: Ambispora gerdemannii
Lineage: Eukaryota; Fungi; Glomeromycota; Glomeromycetes; Archaeosporales; Ambisporaceae
Source: the annotation of a GenBank genome assembly
AUGGAACAAGAGCAACAAAAACCAAUUAUUAGAGAAUAUUCUACACUACCACCUACACCAUUACACCUACAACAAGCAAUAUUUCUAAUUGCACUAGGCGAAAAGGAAAUCGAAGACGACGACGAUGCAGAAAUUUAUUUAGGUAGAUUGAUUGCUAAAGAACAGCAAGUUAUUAGAAAAAUUCAGCGAUUAAAAGAAAAGAAAAAAGUGUAUUGUGAACGAUUGAAAAAAGAGGAGAAGACUGAACAACAACAACAGCAACAGCGGAAGAAAAAAGGAAAAGAAAAAGAGAAAGCGAUUUCUUCUCGUCUAUCGGCUUCUGCUGCUUACACAAGUCUGGCAUCGCCUCCGCAUCCAUUAUCGCCACCUCAACCGCCAUUAGGAUCUUCCAGAGAUCCGUCAUCACCAUCAUCAUAUUUGAUAAUAAGCAAAGGUCGUCGACCUCUUACAGAAUAUAAUUCUGAAUAUCCCUCCACGGCUGCUGCUGUUUCUCAUAAUGAUCCCUAUCGAAAUAGUGGUUCUGUAACAGCUUUCCAUCAACAGCUUCCGUUUCCGAUAAAACGUCCUGCUGAGGAGCUUGCCCCGAGUUCAGUAGGUCAAUUGAAUAAACAAUAUUCAUCAUCCUCGCUCACAUUUUUCGAUUCUAUAAAUAAUCAUGGCACUCCUAACAAUACUCAUAAUAAUCGUGGUGUUAAUGGGAUGAACCAUGGAUAUGGUGGAACAACAACGAUGUCCUCUUCGUCAACUGCAUCCUCUUCUGCAAUGUUCAGUGGGAUUGCUAAUCGGUUUGGUGGAAGAGACGAUGCCUAUUCUCAUUAUUAUUAUAAUAGCGGCGAUGGUAAUAAUCGAGAUUAUCAUCGAUAUUCCAAUCAAUAUUUUGAUAGACAACCUCUGCCUCAAUCAUCCGUCUAUUCAUCAAGAGGUCCAAUAGGAGGAAUUCAGCCACCAUCCAGGCGUAACAUACCAAAGUCGCGAAUACCACCACCUUCAUCAUCAUCCAAUUGGUUUCUACCAGAUCGUAAUCGAGGGAGAUUUUGA